Musa acuminata AAA Group (dessert banana) is the source of this 3958-nucleotide messenger RNA. RefSeq names its product transcription initiation factor IIE subunit alpha-like. The transcript has 10 exons. Gene Ontology annotation, biological process: transcription initiation at RNA polymerase II promoter; transcription open complex formation at RNA polymerase II promoter. The record is from RefSeq and is a predicted model, not a curated record. Bases 149 to 1561 code for a protein of 470 amino acids. Gene Ontology annotation, cellular component: transcription factor TFIIE complex. Lineage: Eukaryota; Viridiplantae; Streptophyta; Magnoliopsida; Zingiberales; Musaceae.
AUAUACGUAAAAACACCAUGUUAUCAUCACCCGGUCUCCCCCUGGCAGAGCAAGUCUACUGUUUGCUUCUUGUCGAAGCCUCAAAUCCCAGGCGGCAUCCCGACCAUGGUCUGAGCCCGCCGCCGCAGUACUUAGUCUUCAUCCCACCAUGAGCUUGGAGCCCUUCGCCAGGUUGGUGCGGCUCGCGGGGAGGGCUUUCUACGACGACGUCUCUCUCAAGGGGGACAACCAGCCCAAGAACGGCAGGGGCGACAACAGGGGCAUGGCCGUCAUCGUCCUCGACGCCCUCACCAGGCGCCAAUGGGUGAGAGAAGAAGAUUUGGCUAAGACCUUAAAGCUGCAUGCAAAACAACUUCGUCGUAUUUUACGAUUUUUUGAAGAGGAGAAGCUAGUCAUGAGAGACCAUCGGAAAGAGUCAGCUAAAGGGGCAAAAAUAUUCAGUACAGCAGUAGCUGCCACUGGUGAUGGUCAACAAGUAGUAAAGGAUGGAGAAGAGAAGACGAAGAUGCAUACUCAUUCUUAUUGCUGCCUGGACUAUGCGCAGAUCUAUGACGUCAUAAGGUAUCGAAUGCAUCGAAUGAAGAAAAAAAUAAAGGAUGAAUUGGACAGCAGGAAUACCAUUCAAGAAUACAUAUGCCCAAAUUGUGGGAGAAGGUAUUCAGCUUUUGAUGCACUUCAGCUUGUGAGUUUCACCGAUGAGUAUUUUCACUGUGAAAACUGCAAUGGUGAACUUGUUGCCGAGAGUGAUAAACUUGCUGCUGAAGAAAUGGGAGACGGUGAUGACAAUGCUAGAAGGCGGAGACGUGAAAAGCUGAAAGACAUGCUUCAAAAGAUGGAGGAACAGCUGAAACCAUUGGCUUUGCAACUUGCGAGAGUAAAGGAUUUACCUGUUCCUGAAUUUGGAAGUCUGCAGGCAUGGGAAGCUAGGGCGAAUGCAGCUGCUCGUGCAAAUGGUGAUUUAAAUGCACUGGAUCCAGCCAAAUCUUCUCAAGGACAAGGAUACAGUGGAACACCUAUGCCAUUCCUUGGGGAAACAAGAGUUGAAGUUGCUUUAUCUGGUAUGGAAGUGAAGGGAGAAGACAAUGAGUCUGAUACAAAGACUUCAGCCUUGAAGGUUAUACCUCCUUGGAUGAUUAAAGAAGGAAUGAGUCUAACAAAAGAACAAAGGGGAGAUGCGGUAAAAGUAGAUGACGUUUCAACUUAUGGUGAUGACAAGAAAUCAAAAGAUGUAAAAGAAGACGAAAAGAGCAUACAGGAUGAGUAUCUCAAGGCCUAUUAUGCAGCUUUGUUGAAAAGGCAGAAAGAGCAGGAAGAAGCUUCAAGAAUGCAACGAGAGGCAGAAAGAAGUCAGUCUGACCUUGUGGAUGGUGUUCUUGAAGCAUAUUCUGAACGCCAAGUUGGCAAAAAGGCAAAACGUGAAGAUUAUGAAAAUGAUGAUGUUGAAUGGGAAGAGGUUCCAUCUGCAGGUUCAGGUGAAAAAUAUAGACUUGCUGAUCUAAACAUGGAGGCCACUGCAUCAGGCGAUGAUGAAGAUGAUGACAUUGACUGGGAGGAAGGAUAAACCUAGACAAAUUCAAGAAGUUUCUUGCUGAUUGGCCAAGGAGCAAGAGCCUUCCAGUUGCUUCGUCUUCUCACUGUAACUCAUAGCUAGGUGGUAGGAUGACUAAGGUGCUGCUGCAGUAUAAUAUCUGAUGCAUCGUAGCUGAAACUUUACAAGUUAGUUUAGUAAGGCUAAAGUUCUCAAGGGGAAAAGACAUAGGUUUCUUGGUUAAUCUUCUAAGCACAUUUAGUGUAGAUUAUUUCUGUAUAGUAACACCAUGGCUGCUGCAGUACUGGUAACCAAACAUUUAGCUUGCAUUUGUUGCAUAUUCUUCGAGCGUGUAGGGUUAUGUAUGUUUUCAUAUCUUUGUGUCCAAUUGCUAGUGACUGUGAUUGUGAUUCGCAACGUAUAUCGCUGUUAACUAUGUAAUUUGGUUUUUGCCCCAACUGGAGCAACAAAGUUGAUAACAAGGUUAGAUGGACAUUUUGCCUGCAGGUGCUGGAGAUGCAGCCUCCAAGGGAUCUCUGUUUGUCUUUGCGGCCAGUUCUUUUUUAUUGGUUUCAUUAAAUGGUUGCUAACACUAUUUACGGGUCUUCAUGCAACACCUUAUUGUUCUUCAUGCUUUUGCCCUUGUUAUGUUUUACAGUUGGUGUAUUGGAAAACUCCACCGGGAAUCCGCAUGAUGUCCAGCUGAGUCCAGGAGACUUGGCUACGUUACAAGUAUGCUUCUGGCUGUGUUUUCAUUUUCUUAUUAGUUAAUGUUGUUGGAAUCUGCGUCACAACUGCCUUGUAAUUCUUGUGAUUCUAAAAUUGGACAUCAUCAUCAUGCUUUAUGGCUGACAUCUUUUGCCCAUGGGAGUUUUUUUUUGGCAUCUUAGAAGGAACAGAAGUUACUGGCAAUCCUUGUUGCUUGGGGAUUAGAAGAAUCAGAUGUAUACACUACAUGGCUAAGUUUUCUUUAAAACUUUUAGAUUGUGGCAUUCCAGAUUCUGUUUGCAAAUGCAUCCCAACAGGGAGAGGACCCCAUGGAGGUGAGGUGACAUGCAACAUCUUAAAUUCUUUGGUGUGGGGAAUCCACCCACCAAGUAAACAUCAGCUUAUAGUGGGUGGUCUCAUAUGUCCCAAUUCAUUUAUUCUGCUACUGCUGAGUAUUAUUAUAGUGAUCAAAUGGUGCUGUUUAUGUGAAGUAAUCUUACCACUACUAUCUGUUAUCCAUGGUGGUGUUUAUGCGUUGUAGACAUGGAUCCACUUUAUCUAAUGCUUCCUUUUCAAUCCAGCAUUCUUCACCACCACCACCAUUGCCGUGUAAAGUGUAUCGGAAUUGCCCCGUGAAAUAUGCACCACUAGAUUUAAAGGUUUGCCACCGUGGGAACUCCACCCUCUCUCUCUCUUCACAGAUCUCCUACUGCUCUUUCAUCGCUUCAGUGUUCAACUACAUCAUACAUACAACUGCCUCAAGGUAUGUUUUUCUUUUUUUUUUUUUACAUUUAAAAGGUUAUUUCUUCUCCAAAACUAUACAAUCAUAUAUUGACAGUUACUAUAGAGCAUUGAGUUUCCAUUGGCAGACGACAAACCAUUUUUCUCUAUAUUCAUUUAUGAUUCUCGAUACAUUUUUGUCUAAGAAACAACGACAGCCAGCCAGGAAGUGUCUCUAUAAUGCACCUAAACACAACCCACAAUAGCUUUCCAAAGUGGGGGGGACAAAAACCCUCUUUUGUUGUAGUCCACAACUCAAUCCAAAUAUUUGUAACUUUUACACAAGCAAUUCUUCAUUUUUUACUUUCACCUAAACCUUAUCAUGAACAUGUCGUCAAAUGCUCAUCCACUUCCCUACCUUCUUAUAUAUACUCAUGCUGGUUUGCACAAGAUUGUUACGAGACCAAGCCAAAGGUGACACACAGCAUGAAGCUCCUCAGCCUACUUGUUAUGAUGGUUUCUGCCAUGCUUGCAGUAUCCAUCACGGGGUCAUCCUCCGCUGCAGACCUCCGCCAUCGCAAGACACCAAAGCUCGACACCAAAGAAGGUCUCCUGCAUCAUCAGCUCAAGGGUGUGACUUCUUCCACAGGCAGUAAUGGUGUAGGAGUCACCAGCCUUCACGAGUUCGCCGACGCUGUUGGCCAACAAGGAAACACCUUUGGAGCAAGCAAGAGUGCGUACCCUGGAAAUGACAUCGACGGCCAUCAUAGUAUUGAUCCCACGUCUUGGGUUCAGAGGAAUGCAUCUCCCCCGGAUCACGAGUGAUCUGCGACCCUUUAAAGGACUCUCCAUGAAGCGACAACAGCAGUGGUGUAAGCUCAACAUAAAUGAGGUAGAUCGGUCUCUCUUUUAAGUAUGCAGAAGAACCAUCUCUCAUGUUCAUGUACUAUGAAAUCUAUGCUUACUAAUCUCAUGAUAAGUAGUUGAAUCUCCCUCCUCCAA